AUGGAUAGUCACUACCGCAAUAUGUCUGCAACACAUGGUGCAAAUUAUGAAAUUUUUCAAAACUUUAUUGCUGGAGGUGUAGGUGGUACAUGUUGUGUAAUAUCAGGACAUCCAUUUGAUACUAUAAAGGUACGCCUUCAAACAAUGACUGGAAUUCCGUCUGGAAAGGCACCGAUAUAUACUGGCGCUUUAGAUUGUCUCAAACAAAUGAUUGUCAGAGAAGGGUUUUUUUCAUUAUAUAAGGGUAUGGCUGCUCCAGUAUUAGGAGUAUCACCUUUAUUUGCUAUUUAUUUUGGUGGAUGCUCAUUUGGUAGAUGGUUACAACAAAAUUCGCCAGAUCAAGAAAUGACUAUUUUUCAAAAUUUUCUAUCUGGUAGUCUUGCUGGCAUGUUUACUACUAUAAUUAUGGUGCCUGGUGAGCGUAUCAAGUGUCUUUUACAGGUACAACAUUCAUGCUCUUCAAAUUCAUCAUUCGCACAUUACAAAGGCCCUGUAGAUGUGGUUAAGACAUUAUAUAAAGAGGGUGGUGUUAGCAGCAUUUACAGAGGCACUAUGGCAACUUUACUGAGAGAUAUUCCAUCUAGUGGCAUCUAUUUGGCAACUUAUGAAUAUCUCAAAAAACUGUUUACGGGAGAUGACAAAACUAAGAAGUUAAGCGUAAUGUCAACUCUAAUGGCCGGUGGUUUUGCUGGCAUUGCUAAUUGGUCUCUAUGUAUUCCAGCAGAUGUACUAAAGUCACGUUUACAGACAGCACCGGAAGGGAAGUAUCCAAAAGGAAUACGUAGUGUGUUCAAGGAAACAAUGCAGGAAGAAGGUCCAAGAGCUUUAUUCAGAGGCUUUACACCUGUCAUGGCACGUGCUUUCCCUGCAAAUGCUGCAUGUUUUCUUGGAUUCGAAAUGGCUUUAAGUUGUUUUCAAUAUCUGGAGACAUCUAGUCUGUGA
This is a messenger RNA of Thelazia callipaeda (thelaziosis nematode), 942 nucleotides long. Lineage: Eukaryota; Metazoa; Nematoda; Chromadorea; Rhabditida; Thelaziidae. The record is from the annotation of a GenBank genome assembly.